GGUGACCGAAUCGACGGAGUUAGUUCGAAGGAUUUUUUUUUCUCUCCCCACAGUUGGAUAAAUCAACUUAAUUGUUUUGGUGACAUGCCUCCUCAUUGUGUGAUUUAACAUAUUCUUUUCACUUCACUGAAUUAUGCAAGCAUUACAGCUACCGCACAAAUUAUUAGACAUCCUGAGGUGUUCCUUGUGUCAGUCAUAUUUAUCCUGCGGCCCGACGAAAAUACUUCCCGGAGGUUACAGCGCUUGCGGCCGAUGCGUUCAGCCGGACGUGUUCCGAUCCAUACCUUACGACAACAUCGCCUGCUACUUCAUAUACCCAUGCAACUACGAGAAGAGAAAUUGCCCGGAAGCAUACGUGUGGAACGAGGUAGCAAUUCACGAGAAGGAAUGCUCGUACAGACCGGGAUGCUUCUUCUGCUGCCGCCAUCCGUGCAAUUACGGCAAAAGACCCAUCAGAUACGUUGGAGAUGAAGCCAAGGUGUGUGCGACUGAAGAUAUACUGGAAAACUAUUUGACUUGUAUAAUUUGCAAUGGCUACUUGAUCACCGUUCCCAUUUUCAUAACGGUUAAGGGUGCGAGCGUGUGUCAUAGAUGCGGACCCAUCAUCAACGAUUUCGAACUGAGGAGGAAUUAUCCUUUGGAAACUUUGCUGAGGAUGUUCUACAUCAAAUGCUCGUUCCGGAUCCGGGGAUGCACGGUUUUCCUGCCGUUUGGUGCUGAGUUGGAGCAGCACGAGCAGAUUUGCGAGCAUCAGCACAUCGUUAGGAAGCCUUCAAAUAGGCCUAAGCUGCAGCAAAAUCCGACGGAUCCGCCUAAGAAGCAAAAGGGAUUGGUGCCUACGCAUAGAGGACAGAUUUGGGCAACGGUGACUUCAAACACCCUCUACGCUCCGGAUCCAACUCUUCAGAAGCAGUUCCUCAACGACCUGAAGGGUCGCAAGAUCGAGAGCAAUGCUAUAGGAAAUGAUAGCUCUUCUGUAAUUAGCAAUUACUCCGACGAAACCGUCGAAGAUGAUCGUUCGGUGCAUUCGAUACCGACCAGAGAAGUUCAAAGAACCGAUUCUCAUCGGAUCAGGAACCAAGUGGAACGGACCCUCUCCAACAGGGUAGCUCCCAAUCAAUUGGUCGGAUACAAGAACGUCCUCGAGGAGUUAUUGGUCAAACAGAAACGCUACUAACGUACUACCAAAUAUGCUUAUGUAACACGCCAAGUUGUAAUAAUAAUAAAGGACACUUAUUUAUUUA
Messenger RNA from Nicrophorus vespilloides, 1244 nucleotides. RefSeq lists its product as uncharacterized. Gene Ontology annotation, cellular component: cytoplasm. The transcript is spliced from 3 exons. Gene Ontology annotation, molecular function: ubiquitin protein ligase activity; ubiquitin conjugating enzyme binding. Gene Ontology annotation, biological process: proteasome-mediated ubiquitin-dependent protein catabolic process; multicellular organism development. NCBI's taxonomy places the organism in Eukaryota, Metazoa, Arthropoda, Insecta, Coleoptera, Silphidae. The record is from RefSeq and is a predicted model, not a curated record. Bases 134 to 1177 code for a protein of 347 amino acids.